Messenger RNA from Elaeis guineensis (African oil palm), 1136 nucleotides. Its product is annotated as bet1-like SNARE 1-1. Lineage: Eukaryota; Viridiplantae; Streptophyta; Magnoliopsida; Arecales; Arecaceae. The record is from RefSeq and is a predicted model, not a curated record.
CCACGCCAUCAUUCUUGGUAUGAACUGUCCGCACAGAGAAACAGGUGGGGGUUCCUUUGGUUCCUUGCCCGCACUCCCUCCUCUCUGCGCCUCUCCUCACCGACACCGAGAUCCCUCUCCUGUCGGACCGAACCAUACCCCAGGCCUCGCUCUCUUCGUCCCACCUUCUCCUCGGUGGAGAUCGAAGCAUUCCAAUCCACAGGUAAGUUCGUGUCUGCCAUUGUGAUAGAUGGUAUAUUGAAGGGUUUUCGCUUUGGAAUCGUGGAACUUCGUUUCGGUUUCGCCGCUGUUGGACUGGCCAUAGGAGAACAAGGCAUCUGUGACGCAAACAUAUAAGGAAAUUUUAAAGGAGAAAAGGAGAGAAAAAAGGAAACAAAACUUUCUGUGGUCUGAAUCUAGUGGAGUCAUGAAUUCAAGAAGAGAUUAUCGAAGCAACAGAGCUGCUCUUUUUAAUGGCCUUGAGGAGGGUGGUAUCCGAGCCUAUUCCUCUCAUGAAAUUGAUGAGCAUGACAAUGAUAGGGCUAUUGAUGGGCUGCAAGAUAGAGUGAACAUUCUUAAGAGAUUGACGGGUGAUAUACAUGAAGAAGCCGAGAUGCAUAAUCGUGUACUAGACAGAAUGGGCCAUGAUAUGGAUGCUUCAAGAGGUGUUCUUUCUGGAACAGUAGACCGUUUCAAGAUGGUAUUCGAGAAAAAAUCGAGUCGCAGAAUGGCUACACUUGUUGCAUCUUUUUUGGCACUCUUUUUGCUUAUAUACUACUUAACCAAGUAGGGAUCUACAUGAUCUGUUAAGCUUAACCUUCAGGUUUUUGAUGACUUCAGAAGACUGUCGGUCCUACUACUAGAUUGUUGCAACAAUUGUUUGUGUAUAUAAUAUUUUUCUUGCGAAACUCUGUAAAGAUAUGAGAUCCUGAAGGUUUAAUGUCCUUCCCGUUUGAAGAUUGAGAUGUCUGGGCUGCUCCAUCAUUCACUCAUAAAACUAUAGCUAAUACUGUCAGAACUUAAUCGGGUAUCGAUUUUUGGCGAUCUAGUGAUUUAGUGUUCAUUUCAUCAUUAUACAAAGGAAUUGCAGCCUUGUGUAUUACACAUACACUGGAAAUUCUUGAAUUGAAUUAGUCGUCCUUCAGUCAGUGGACACA